This is a messenger RNA of Medicago truncatula (barrel medic), 1123 nucleotides long. Its product is annotated as hevamine-A. Gene Ontology annotation, molecular function: chitinase activity. Gene Ontology annotation, cellular component: extracellular region. Gene Ontology annotation, biological process: carbohydrate metabolic process. Lineage: Eukaryota; Viridiplantae; Streptophyta; Magnoliopsida; Fabales; Fabaceae. The transcript has a single exon. The record is from RefSeq and is a predicted model, not a curated record. The coding region runs from base 47 to 940 and encodes 297 amino acids.
AAAUCAUUCACAACAUACCAAACUAGAAACAAACACUUUCACAAAGAUGGCAAAAAACUCUCACACCUUUUUGUCUCUUAUUCUUCUAUUCCUCACUCUAGUUGCAACUUCCCAUGCUGGUGGCAUAGCAAUCUAUUGGGGCCAAAAUGGCAACGAGGGAACCUUAUCCGAAGCAUGCGCAACCGGAAAAUACUCCCAUGUUAACAUAGCUUUCCUAAACAAAUUCGGUAACGGUCAAACCCCUGAAAUGAAUCUCGCAGGUCAUUGCAACCCAUCACUUCCAAAUUCAUGCACAAAAUUCAGCUCAGAAAUCAAAGAUUGCCAAAGUAAAGGAAUCAAAGUUUUACUUUCAAUUGGUGGCGGAAUUGGAAGCUAUUCUUUAUCUUCAAUUGAGGAUGCAAGAAACGUUUCAAAAUUUUUAUGGAACACUUUCUUGGGUGGCAAGUCAUCUUCAAGACCAUUAGGUGAUGCUGUUUUAGAUGGAAUAGAUUUUGAUAUUGAACUUGGUUCCACCGAAAAUUGGCAACACCUUGCAGGUUUUCUUAAAGGGUAUAGUAGAUAUGGAAAAAAGGUGUAUCUUGGUGCUGCUCCUCAAUGUCCAAUUCCAGAUAAAUUUUUGGGCACUGCACUUGAAACAGGUCUUUUUGACUUUGUUUGGGUACAAUUUUACAAUAAUCCUCCUUGUCAAUAUAAUGGAAACAUAACUAACCUUGUGAAUUCAUGGAAUAAAUGGAAUAGUAAUGUUCCAAGAGGGAAGAUAUUUUUAGGGCUGCCGGCGUCUACGGCGGCGGCCGGAAGUGGUUUUAUCCCGGCAGAUGUGUUGACUUCAGAAAUAUUACCUGUAAUUAAGAAGUCAAGAAAGUAUGGAGGAGUGAUGCUUUGGUCAAGGUUUCAUGAUGUGCAGACUGGGUAUAGCACUUCUAUUAUUGGAAGCGUGUGAUGAGUUGUUAUAAUUAAUUGGUCAAUGAUUUAGUGUUAUAUUCAUUCAAGUUGUUGUUGUUUUAAAUUAUUAAAAAACAAAAUAUUGUACUUUGAAAAGUAUGUUUUCAACUUUUAUCCCCAAUAGUGCGCAAAUGGAUUAUCCACUUUUGACUUUAAAAUCAUAAAAUAAUUAUUAUUUGCA